Penicillium soppii is the source of this 1527-nucleotide messenger RNA. RefSeq names its product dihydrolipoyl dehydrogenase. Gene Ontology annotation, molecular function: flavin adenine dinucleotide binding; dihydrolipoyl dehydrogenase (NADH) activity. The coding region runs from base 1 to 1527 and encodes 508 amino acids. Gene Ontology annotation, cellular component: oxoglutarate dehydrogenase complex; mitochondrion. Lineage: Eukaryota; Fungi; Ascomycota; Eurotiomycetes; Eurotiales; Aspergillaceae. The record is from RefSeq and is a predicted model, not a curated record. The transcript has 4 exons.
AUGUUCCGCUCUGUCUUGCCCCGGGCUACACCGCGGGCUGCUCUCCGUCAUGCUGCCCCCAGGGCCAACUUCGCUCCCUCAAUGAUCUUCAUUGGCUCAAAGCGUGGCUACGCCUCUGAAUCAGGUGACCAUGACCUUGUUAUCAUCGGUGGCGGUGUCGCCGGUUACGUUGCUGCCAUCAAGGCUGGCCAGGAAGGUCUCAAGACCGCAUGUAUCGAGAAGCGCGGAACCCUCGGUGGUACCUGCCUGAACGUCGGCUGCAUUCCCUCCAAGUCCCUCCUCAACAACUCCCACCUUUACCACCAGAUCCUGCACGACACCAAGAAGCGCGGUAUCGAGGUCGGCGAUGUCAAGCUCAACCUGACCCAAAUGUUGAAGGCCAAGGACACGUCCGUUGAGGGCCUGACCAAGGGUGUUGAGUUCCUUCUUAAGAAGAACGGCGUUGACUACGUCAAGGGUGCCGGUUCUUUCGUCGAUGCCAACACCAUUAAGGUCGCUCUCAACGACGGUGGUGAGCAGACCCUGCGCGCUAAGAACAUCAUUAUCGCCACUGGCUCCGAAGCCACUCACUUCCCCGGUCUCACCGUUGAUGAGAAGCGCAUCAUCACCAGCACCGGCGCCCUUGCACUCGAGGAGGUCCCCAAGAAGAUGGUUGUCAUUGGUGGUGGUAUCAUUGGUCUCGAGAUGGCUUCCGUCUGGUCCCGUCUCGGUGCUGAGGUCACUGUCGUUGAGUACCUUGGCCAGAUCGGUGGCCCCGGCAUGGAUGCCGAGAUCGCCAAGCAGGCCCAGAAGAUCCUGGGUAAGCAGGGCAUUAAGUUCAAGACCGGCACCAAGGUUGUUUCAGGUGAUGUCAGCGGUGCUACCGUCGGCCUGAACAUUGAGUCCGCCAAGGGUGGUAAGGAGGAGACCAUCGAUGCCGAUGUUGUCCUUGUCGCCAUUGGCCGCAAGCCCUACACCGAGGGCUUGAACCUCGAGAGCGUCGGAAUCGAAAAGGACGACCGUGGUCGUCUCGUUAUCGAUCAGGAGUACCGCACCAAGGUUCCCCACGUCCGUGUCAUCGGUGACUGCACUUUCGGUCCCAUGCUGGCCCACAAGGCCGAGGAGGAGGCCGUCGCCGCCAUUGAGUACAUUAAGACUGGUUACGGCCACGUCAACUACGCCGCCAUCCCCAGCGUUAUGUACACCCACCCUGAGGUUGCUUGGGUUGGCCAGAAUGAGGCCGAGGUCAAGGCCUCCGGCGUCAAGUACAACGUCGGCUCUUUCCCCUUCAGCGCCAACUCCCGUGCCAAGACCAACCUUGACACUGAGGGUGUUGUCAAGUUCAUUGCCGAUGCUGAGACCGACCGCAUUCUCGGUGUCCACAUCAUCGGACCCGGUGCCGGUGAGAUGAUCGCUGAGGCCACCCUUGCCAUUGAGUACGGUGCCUCCAGCGAGGAUGUUGCCCGUACCUGCCACGCUCACCCCACUCUCUCCGAGGCUUUCAAGGAGGCCGCCAUGGCCACCUACUCCAAGCCUAUCCACUUCUAG